This is a messenger RNA of Penicillium waksmanii, 6261 nucleotides long. RefSeq names its product tetrafunctional fatty acid synthase subunit FAS1. The transcript has a single exon. Gene Ontology annotation, molecular function: enoyl-[acyl-carrier-protein] reductase (NADH) activity; [acyl-carrier-protein] S-malonyltransferase activity; fatty acid synthase activity. Bases 1 to 6261 code for a protein of 2086 amino acids. Gene Ontology annotation, cellular component: fatty acid synthase complex. Gene Ontology annotation, biological process: long-chain fatty acid biosynthetic process. The record is from RefSeq and is a predicted model, not a curated record. Lineage: Eukaryota; Fungi; Ascomycota; Eurotiomycetes; Eurotiales; Aspergillaceae.
AUGUACGGCACAUCCACCGGCCCCCAGACCGGUAUCAAUACCCCCCGCUCCUCCCAGUCACUGCGCCCCCUCAUCCUGUCGCAUGGCUCUCUCGAAUUCUCUUUCCUCGUUCCUACUUCCGUUCACUUUCAUGCCUCCCAGUUGAAGGACGGCUUCGCCACAUCAUUACCCGAACCCACAGAUGAAUUGGCCCAGGACGAUGAGCCCUCCUCCGUCGCCGAAUUGGUCGCCCGCUACAUUGGUCAUGUUGCCCGCGAAGUCGAAGCCGGAGAGGAUGAUACCCAGGGCAGCUAUGAUGAGGUUCUCAAGCUGGUCCUGAAUGAGUUCGAGCGUGCUUUUAUGCGCGGCAACGACGUUCACGCCGUCGCCGCUGCUCUCCCCGGUAUCGUCGAGAAGAAAAACCAGGUCGUCGAGGCCUAUUACGCCGGACGUGCCGCCGCCGGCCGGCCCACAAAGCCCUACGAUUCGGCUCUCUUCCGUGCUGCCUCUGACGAGGCCGCCGGUAUCUACACCGUCUUCGGUGGUCAGGGUAACAUUGAGGAGUACUUUGACGAGCUGCGCGCUGUUUAUACUACUUACCCUUCCUUCGUCGAGGACCUCAUUGUCUCCUCCGCAGAGCUCCUGCAAUCUCUCUCUCGGGAUCCCGAGGCCAGCAAGCAGUACCCUAAGGGUCUGGAUAUUAUCCGCUGGCUCCAGGACCGCGAUGCCCAACCCGAUACCGACUACCUGGUCUCCGCCCCCGUCAGUCUUCCUCUGAUCGGUUUGGUCCAGCUGGCUCACUACACUGUCACCUGCAAGGUGCUGGGUCGCCAGCCCGGCGAUCUGCUGGAGCGUAUCCGAGGAACUACUGGUCACUCGCAAGGCGUUGUGACUGCGGCCGCUAUUGCUACGGCCACCAGCUGGGAGUCCUUCGCCCAGGCUUCCCGCAAUGCUCUGACCAUGCUCUUCUGGAUCGGUCUACGCAGUCAACAGGCCUACCCCCGUACAUCCAUUGCCCCCUCUGUCCUGCAGGACUCGAUCGAGAAUGGCGAGGGUACCCCCACCCCCAUGCUUUCAAUCCGUGACCUGUCCCGCGCCCAGGUCCAGGAGCACAUUGAUGCCACCAACCAGCACUUGCCCGAGGACCGCCACAUCGCCAUCUCCCUGGUCAACAGUGCUCGCAACUUCGUUGUCACCGGUCCUCCCAUCUCUCUCUACGGUCUGAACCUCCGUCUCCGCAAGGUCAGGGCCCCCACCGGUCUCGACCAGAACCGUGUUCCCUUCACUGAGCGCAAGGUUCGCUUCGUCAACCGUUUCCUCCCCAUCACCGCCCCCUUCCACAGCCAGUACCUCACCUCUGCCUAUGAGCGUAUCCUGGAGGACCUCGAGGAUGUCGAUAUGCCCGCCAAGUCCCUCGUCAUCCCCGUUUUCCACACCAAGACUGGCGAUGACCUGCGCCAGCUGGGCGAUGAGAGCGCCGUCCCCGCUCUGGUUCGCAUGAUCACUCAUGAUCCUGUCAACUGGGAGCAGGCCACCGUCUUCCCCAGUGCCACUCACAUCGUUGACUUCGGCCCUGGUGGCAUUUCCGGUCUCGGUGUUCUGACCAACCGCAACAAGGAUGGUACCGGUGUCCGUGUCAUUCUGGCUGGCGAGAUGGAUGGUACCAACGCCGAGGUCGGCUACAAGCCUGAGCUGUUCGACCGUGAUGAGCACUCCGUCAAGUAUGCCACCGACUGGGUGAAGGAGCAUGGCCCUCGCCUCGUGCAGACUUCCACCGGUCAGACCUACGUCGACACCAAGAUGAGUCGCCUGCUCGGUAUUCCCCCUGUGAUGGUCGCUGGUAUGACCCCUACUACUGUCGCCUGGGACUUCGUGGCCGCUACCAUGAACGCCGGUUACCACAUCGAACUGGGUGGUGGUGGUUACUACAACGCCAAGACAAUGACCGAGGCUGUCAACAAGAUCGAGAAGGUCAUCCCCCCUGGCCGUGGUAUCACUAUCAACUUGAUCUAUGUCAACCCCCGUGCCAUGGGCUGGCAGAUCCCUCUGAUCGGUCGCCUGCGCGCUGAUGGCGUCCCCAUCGAGGGUCUGACUAUUGGUGCUGGUGUGCCGUCCAUUGAGGUUGCCAACGAGUACAUCGAGACUCUGGGUAUCAAGCACAUUGCUUUCAAGCCCGGCUCCGUCGAUGCUAUCCAGCAGGUUAUCAACAUCGCCAAGGCCAACCCCAAGUUCCCCAUUCUCCUCCAGUGGACCGGUGGUCGUGGCGGUGGUCACCACUCUUUCGAGGAUUUCCACCAGCCCAUCCUCCAGAUGUACGGCCGUAUUCGCAAGCAAGACAACAUUGUUCUCGUUGCUGGCAGUGGUUUUGGUGGCGCUGAGGACACUUACCCUUACCUCUCCGGUACCUGGUCCGGCAAGUUCGGCUACCCUGCCAUGCCCUUCGAUGGUUGUCUCUUCGCUUCCCGUGUGAUGGUCGCCAAGGAGGCCCACACUUCCAAGAACGCCAAGAAGGCGAUCGUCGAUGCCCCCGGUGUUGACGAUGAGGAGUGGGAGAAGACCUACAAGGGCGCCACUGGUGGUGUUAUCACCGUUCUCUCCGAGAUGGGCGAGCCUAUCCACAAGCUCGCUACUCGUGGUGUUCUGUUUUGGCAGGAGAUGGACCAGAAGAUCUUCAAGCUUGACAAGGCCAAGCGUGUUCCUGAGCUGAAGAAGCAGCGCAACUACAUCAUCAAGAAGCUCAACGAUGAUUUCCACAAGGUGUGGUUCGGCCGCAACGCUGCCAAUGAGACCGUCGAUCUGGAGGACAUGACCUAUGCCGAGGUUGUCCACCGUAUGGUCGAGCUCAUGUACGUUAAGCAUGAGUCUCGCUGGAUCGACGACUCGCUGAAGCGUCUCACUGGUGACGUCCUCCGCCGUGUUGAGGAGCGUUUCACCACCGCCAACGGCCAGGCUUCACUUCUGCAGAACUACUCCGAGCUGGACACUCCUUACCCCGCUGUUGACAACAUUCUUGCUGCCUACCCCGAGGCUGCUUCUCAACUGAUCAACGCUCAGGAUGUGCAGCACUUCCUUCUGCUUUGCCAGCGCCGUGGUCAGAAGCCCGUCCCCUUCGUCCCCGUUCUGGAUGAGAACUUCGAGUACUUCUUCAAGAAGGACUCUCUCUGGCAGAGCGAGGAUCUCGAGGCUGUUGUUGACCAGGAUGUCGGCCGUACCUGUAUUCUGCAGGGUCCUAUGGCCGCUCACUUCUCCAAGAUCAUGGAUGAGCCUGUUCAGGACAUUCUUGAUGGCGUCCACAACGGUCACAUCGCUGGCCUGCUUCGUGAUGUCUACGGUGGCGACAAGUCCAAGAUCCCCGUGAUCGAGUACUUCGGUGGCAGACUGUCCAACCCUGACGAUGAGCCCGAGCUGGAUGGCCUCACUGUCUCUGAGGAGCCCAACAAGCUCAGCUUCCGUCUGUCCGCUUCUCCCUCUGCUGUCCUCCCCGAUGACGACCAGUGGCUGCGUCUCCUCGCCGGCGAUUCCUACUCCUGGCGUCACGCUCUCUUCCUGGCCGAUGUCUACGUCCAGGGCCACCGUUUCCAGACCAACCCCAUGAAGCGCAUCGUUGCCCCCACCGGCGGCCUCUACGUCGAGAUCACCAACCCCAACACUCCUGCCAAGACUGUCAUCACCGUCCGUGAGCCCUACCAGUCUGGCAAGCUCGUCAAGACCGUUGAGGCCAAGGUGAACGAGAACGGCCAGAUCAGUCUGACCCUUUUCGAGGGCCGCACCGCCGAGAAUGGCGUUGUUCCCUUGAACUUCCUCUUCACUUACCACCCGGAGACCGGCUACGCCCCCAUCCGUGAGGUGAUGGGUGACCGCAACGACCGCAUCAAGGAGUUCUACUACCGCAUCUGGUUCGGCAACAAGGAUGUCCCCUUUGACACCCCCACCACUGCCACUUUCAACGGUGGAACCGAGACCAUCACCUCGCAGGCUGUUGCCGACUUCGUCCACGCCGUCGGUAACACCGGUGAGGCCUUUGUCGACCGCCCCGGCAAGGAAGUCUACGCUCCCAUGGACUUUGCUAUUGUUGCUGGCUGGAAGGCCAUCACCAAGCCCAUCUUCCCCCGUACCAUCGACGGUGAUCUGCUCAAGCUGGUCCACCUGUCCAACGGCUUCAAGAUGGUUCCUGGUGCCCAGCCCCUGAAGGUUGGCGAUGUUCUGGACACCACUGCCCAGAUCAACGCCGUCAUCAACAACGAGUCUGGCAAGAUGGUCGAGGUCUGCGGUACCAUCAAGCGCGAGGGCAAGGCUAUCAUGCACGUCACUAGCCAGUUCUUGUACCGUGGUGCCUACACCGACUUUGAGAACACCUUCCAGCGCAAGGAGGAGGUUCCCAUGCAGGUUCACCUGGCUACCAGCCGUGACGUUGCCAUCCUCCGUUCCAAGGAGUGGUUCCGCGUGGAUGAGAGCGACAUCGAGCUGCUCGGCCAGACCCUCACUUUCCGUCUGCAGUCUCUGAUCCGCUUCAAGAACACCACUGUCUUCAGCAACGUGCAGACCAUCGGCCAGGUCCUGGUGGAGCUUCCCACCAAGGAGGUUGUUCAGGUCGCUUCCGUGGAGUACGAGGCCGGUGCCUCCCACGGCAACCCUGUCAUCGACUACCUCCAGCGUAACGGUAACUCCAUCGAGCAGCCCAUCCACUUCGAGAACCCCAUCCCGCUCAGUGGCAAGACUGCUCUGGAGCUGCGUGCCCCGGCCUCCAACGAGACCUACGCUCGUGUCUCUGGCGAUUACAACCCCAUCCACGUGUCGCGUGUCUUCUCCAGCUAUGCCAACCUUCCCGGCACCAUCACUCACGGCAUGUACAGCAGUGCCGCCGUGCGCAGCUUGGUCGAGACUUGGGCUGCCGAGAACAACAUCGGUCGUGUCCGUGGCUUCCACGUCUCCCUGGUCGGCAUGGUUCUGCCUAACGACAUGAUCACCGUCAAGCUCCAGCACGUCGGUAUGAUUGCCGGUCGCAAGCUCAUCAAGGUCGAGGCCUUCAACAAGGAGACCGAGGAGAAGGUUCUGGACGGUGAGGCCGAGGUCGAGCAGCCCAUUACUUCCUACGUCUUCACUGGUCAAGGUUCCCAGGAGCAGGGCAUGGGUAUGGAGCUCUAUGCCAGCAGCCCCGUCGCCAAGGAGGUCUGGGACCGUGCCGAUCGUCACUUCAUCGAGAACUACGGUCUCUCCAUCAUCGACAUCGUCAAGAACAACCCCAAGGAGCUCACUGUCUACUUCGGUGGUCCCCGUGGUAAGGCCAUCCGCCAGAACUACAUCUCGAUGACCUUCGAGUCUGUCAACGCCGAUGGCUCCAUCAAGUCGGAGAAGAUCUUCAAGGAGGUCGACGAGACUACCGCCUCGUACACCUACCGCUCUCCUACCGGUCUGCUUUCCGCUACCCAGUUCACCCAGCCCGCCCUCACCCUCAUGGAGAAGGCCUCAUUCGAGGACAUGCGCUCCAAGGGUCUGGUCCAACGCGACAGCAGCUUCGCUGGUCACUCUCUGGGUGAAUACUCAGCCCUCGCCGCCCUGGCCGACGUCAUGCCCAUCGAGUCCUUGGUCUCCGUCGUCUUCUACCGUGGUCUGACAAUGCAAGUCGCCGUCGAGCGCGACGAGCAAGGCCGCUCCAACUACUCCAUGUGCGCCGUCAACCCCAGCCGUAUCUCCAAGACCUUCAACGAGCAAGCCCUCCAAUACGUCGUGGAAAACAUCUCCGAGACCACCGGCUGGCUCCUCGAGAUUGUCAACUACAACGUCGCCAACAUGCAAUACGUCGCAGCCGGUGACCUCCGUGCCCUAGACUGCUUAACCAACCUACUCAACUUCCUCAAGGCGCAGAACAUUGACAUCCCCGCCCUGAUGGAGAGCAUGUCCAUCGAAGACGUCAAGGCGCACCUCGUCAGCAUUAUUCAAGAAUGCGUCAAGCAAACCGAGGCCAAGCCCCGCCCCAUUAACUUGGAGCGUGGUUUCGCAACCAUCCCGCUCAAGGGUAUCGAUGUGCCCUUCCACAGUACCUUCCUGCGCUCCGGCGUCAAGCCUUUCCGCUCUUUCUUGCUGAAGAAGAUCAAUAAGACCACUAUUGAUCCGAGCAAGUUGAUCGGCAAGUACAUUCCCAAUGUCACAGCGCGUCCGUUUGAGAUCACGAAGGAGUACUUUGAAGAUGUUUACCGUCUGACGAACUCUCCUCGUAUCGCUUCUAUUCUGGCGAACUGGGACAAGUAUGAGGAGGGUGGUGAGUCUGCUGCUCGUGCUUAG